Sorex fumeus (smoky shrew) is the source of this 5917-nucleotide messenger RNA. RefSeq names its product glycerol-3-phosphate acyltransferase 4 (gene GPAT4). Gene Ontology annotation, biological process: triglyceride biosynthetic process. NCBI's taxonomy places the organism in Eukaryota, Metazoa, Chordata, Mammalia, Eulipotyphla, Soricidae. Gene Ontology annotation, cellular component: endoplasmic reticulum. The coding region runs from base 754 to 2124 and encodes 456 amino acids. The record is from RefSeq and is a predicted model, not a curated record. Gene Ontology annotation, molecular function: glycerol-3-phosphate O-acyltransferase activity. The transcript is spliced from 14 exons.
GCGUCAGACAAAGGCGGGCGCGCGCACGUCCUGACGCACGCGGGGCCGGGCCGGCGCGGACGGACGGACGGACGGACGGACUCGGAGCCGCGCGCCGGGCGCUUUGGCAGCAUGUAAGUGACUUCUUGCCAGAACCCAGGUCAGCGCUGAGAAGCAGCAGCAGGGAGGAGACUGUCCAGAGGAAGCCGAUGCCAGCCGCGUCUGGAAUUACACUCACCCGCAGGCAGCAUGAGACGUCCUGUGCCAGCAUAGCUCUCCAGGGGAGGGUCCUGGACGAAGCCUGCCCCUAGAGCCUCGAGAGGGAGAUGGGGCCAGACAUGAACUCUGUACAGUGAACACAGUCUCCGCUUAUGAAGGAGUUCUAAGCGAAGUCAUUAUUAGUUCCCACAGACUCGAGCUCAGGAACCUUCUCUGUGAAGUGCUAGUGGUCAGCCUCUCUCCAGGACUUACCAGGAUUUCUUCUGGCACCAAGUUGAACUCUUCUCGGUACUUCUGGCAAUGACAGGUAUUCGGGACAGAUUUAUCUGCUAAGAGUACUUGAGCAGGAAGAAGAAGAAGCAAGACUCGGAAGCACCUGGAGGGGAGUAGCUUGGACGUCCUGCCUCACCACGCACUUUCCAGACACUGAUCUGGAGUGCCUUGGCAUGGGGUCUGCUGUCCUGUGGAGCCUGGCUGCUCCCGUGCUGGCGUGGGGGACGCUCUGAGUGCUGCGCUUCGUUCCUGGCUGAGCUUGGCCCUCACCCACCCUGCACCAUGUUCCUGCUGCUGCCUUUCGACAGCCUGAUUGUCAACCUCCUGGGCAUCUCCCUGACCGUGCUCUUCACCCUCCUGCUCGUCUUCAUCAUCGUCCCAGCCAUCUUUGGAGUCUCCUUUGGAAUCCGAAGGCUUUACAUGAAGACUCUGUUAAAAAUCUUUGCGUGGGCUACCUUGAGAAUGGAGAGAGGCGCCAAGGAGAAGAACCACCCACUCUACAAGCCCUAUACCAAUGGAAUCAUUGCAAAAGAUCCGACUUCACUUGAAGAAGAGAUCAAAGAAAUUCGUCGGAGUGGCAGUAGUAAGGCUCUGGAUAAUACUCCGGAGUUUGAGCUGUCCGACAUUUUCUACUUUUGCCGGAAAGGAAUGGAGACCAUUAUGGAUGAUGAGGUGACAAAGAGAUUCUCUGCAGAGGAGCUGGAGUCGUGGAACCUGCUGAGCAGAACCAACUACAACUUCCAGUACAUCAGCCUCCGGCUCACUGUGCUGUGGGGGCUAGGAGUGCUGAUUCGCUAUUGCUUCCUGCUGCCACUCAGGGUCGCUCUUGCUUUCACGGGGAUCAGCCUCCUGGUGGUGGGCACGACGGUGGUAGGGUACAUGCCGAGUGGGAGAUUUAAGGAGUUCCUCAGCAGACACGUUCACUUGAUGUGCUACCGGAUCUGUGUGCGGGCCCUCACAGCCAUCAUCACGUACCACGACAGGAAAAAUAGGCCCAGAAACGGUGGCAUCUGUGUGGCCAACCAUACCUCUCCCAUUGAUGUCAUCAUUUUGGCAAGUGAUGGUUAUUAUGCCAUGGUGGGCCAAGUGCACGGAGGCCUCAUGGGUGUGAUCCAGAGAGCCAUGGUCAAGUCCUGUCCCCAUGUCUGGUUCGAGCGUUCGGAAGUGAAAGAUCGCCACCUGGUGGCUAAAAGACUGACCGAGCAUGUGCAGGAUAAAAGCAAACUGCCCAUCCUCAUCUUCCCUGAAGGAACCUGCAUCAAUAAUACGUCUGUGAUGAUGUUCAAAAAGGGAAGUUUUGAAAUUGGAGCCACAGUUUACCCUGUCGCUAUCAAGUACGACCCCCAGUUCGGUGAUGCCUUCUGGAACAGCAGCAAGUAUGGCAUGGUGACGUACCUGCUGAGGAUGAUGACCAGCUGGGCCAUCGUCUGCAGCGUGUGGUACCUGCCUCCCAUGACCCGAGAGGCAGACGAAGAUGCUGUCCAGUUUGCGAACAGGGUGAAGUCGGCCAUUGCCCGGCAGGGAGGACUUGUCGACCUUCUGUGGGAUGGUGGUCUUAAGCGGGAGAAGGUGAAGGAUACCUUUAAAGAGGAGCAACAGAAGCUGUACAGCAAGAUGAUCGUUGGGAACCACGAGGACCGCAGCCGGUCCUGAGCGGCCUGGGCGCACGCAAGCUGCCAGCCCUGAAUCCCGAGAGAAUCAGCUGGAGCCGCCACCCCCACUGCUGCCGCCUUUCUUGACCUGGGGCCGCUGGGGCUGCUCUGGAUGUGGGACUCGGCUUCUUCAGAGCCACUGGGGUCGCCCCCGGACAUGAGGCCUUCUCUCUCCCAGUAAGCCUGUCAGGACCCAUUAAAGUCCGCCCGCCUGUGCACGUGCGGGCCGUGGCGGGAGUGUUGGUCACGGGCCGUGUCUGGACAUUGGGGUGUUCCUCUGCAGAGACACACGCCAGGGCCGGGCUGGGGGAGGGCCGCCCCCAGUGAGCAAGGCGGGGCCAGGCGGGGGCUUGGUCCAGCCCUCCUGUCACGACCCCCACCUCACCCAGCCUCAGACCUCUGCAGAUGGGAUGGAAAAACAAAACAUGCACCUGCAGGGCAUUCGGCAGAGAGGCCAUCUCCAGCCUGUGCUGUGCCCAUGGACAGUCCCCCCAGGGGCUGUGAAGCGAGGGGACCAAUGCCAGUGCUAAGCCCCAACCCCCAUGUGACUUGCUCUCUGUUAACACGUGCCUCGGUUUCCCCGUCUGUAACCCGAAUCAGGAGGGGAUGGUGGUAAUACCUACCUCACAGGGUUGGUUGUGGGGAUUGAAGUGCUCUAGCGUGACGGACGGUGGCGCUCGGUGUUGGAGGUGCAGGCUCCUGGGACGCGGCAGGAUGAGGCUGAACUCAGCUGCCACUCACGGCAUUGGAUUUGUUCUUACGAGUCAAUAAAAUUGUCUUUGAUGGUGAAUGAACUGAGGGAUUUCUCCCUUUACUUCUCCCACAAGAUGUGGUCUUAACCAGUGGCUUUUGUUUUUUUAUGUCAGCCAAGCUCCAAUUCUUUAAUUUGAACUUAACUCGGGGACUGUGGGAAUCCAUUUGGCUUCUAGAAUGAGUGAUAAAAUUAUGCAGAAACAGGUGAACUGUGCACACUGGGUGUUUGCACACACUUCCCCAUGAGUUUAGAGUAUUCAGACCAGAGCAGAUCGGGGCUUCCUUCCUCGUUGGGUUUAAGGAAUUGUGGAUGACACUGUCAGGGUGGGGAUGUGGGAGAUGGGAGGCCACCAUCUGGACGUGAGACUUUGGGGUGAGUAGGAGCAGCCCCUGAUGCUCCUGGGGGUGACGGGUGGGGAGGGGCUACUUGAUGCAUGUGGGUGACUUUCAAGGACUUCUCAGAGCCGGAGAGAGCCACAUCCCUGAGGCCCACCUGGAGAAUCAUAGGCAAACCUCAGGCCCUUCUGAAGAGAGUACAUGCGCAGUGGGGCACAGACAGCCUAUCUGGCUGCAUCCAGUCUCACCUGUGCGGGCAGCGUGGGGUGUGGGUGGAGCGAAGCCCGCUCCAGCAAGUCCUGUGCCUUGGCACUGUCUGAGACUCCACCCCCACACUGACCUCCACCCCGGGUGCUGACCAGUGGAAGUUGGUUUUCUUUCAAGUACAAACAUUGACAACUGUCAAGAACUGUUUUACAUAAAAAAGAAACAUACAAAAUGUUUGUGUAUCAUGGUUUUCAGAUUUUGUAGAUGGUGAUAUAGUUAAGGUUUAAAUACUGUCUAUCUUAACGGUCUUUAAAAAUUGAUCUUGAAAGUUUCUUUUUAAAACUGCCUUUGUCAUUGUCACUGUCCUCCCAUUGUUUAUCGAUUUGCUCAAGCGGGCCCAGUAACAUCUCCAUUUUGAGACUUGUUACUGUCUUUGGCAUAUUCAGACUUUGCCGUGCGGGCGAGAUACUCUCGGUAGCUUGCCUGGCUCUCCGAGAGGGGCGGAGGAAUCGAACCGGGCUCAGCUGGGCUGGCUGCGUGCAAGGGCAAACGCCCUACCGCUGUGCUAUCAUUCUGGCCCAAAACUGCCUUUAAAAAGUCUUUUUUGCCAUUCAGUACAUCCACCUCAUGGCAUGUAAUUCCGUGGGUAUUUUGAAAUACAUAAUUGGCUCACAAUCUCUUCAACAGCUCAUCUACUAUUGAUGACAUUACCAAUAUUAUAAGAACCUGACUUACAGUCACAGCUGUGUAAAGAAAUACUUGUAGAGACGAAGCAAUGGGGAGUUUCCUCUUUUUAGCAAGUGAGUAGAAGGGAUGUGAAUUACACCCCCAAAAAGAAAUCUUUGAAGUUUUUAUUUAGUGCUUGUUACAGGCAGGCAGAUUCAUUAGGCUACUCGAUUCUUUUCAAUUGGUGACCCUCACAGUCCAAUUAUUUGUUUUGGGUAACCAAGUUGGUUUUAAGGGGCCAAGCUUUAUAGCAUUUAGAAUUAAUGACAAAGAAGCCUGUGAAGCAAUAUAAACAGUAUACACUCCCAUGAACCUAGAUGUGAUGGGCAUGAACUUGAACCAGUGGCAUUAAUUAGUGGUAAGAACAUUGGCCAGCUUCUGUUUCACCUUCAGGUGAGUGAUGUUUCACCUCCAAACUCAGUUAUUUUGACUCUUAUUUCCUUCUGUUUCCUCCUUUGUUAACUGAGGACUUUCAUCUCUAAAAUUUUUGUAAAUGGGGCUGGAGAGAUAGCACAAUUGGGUAGGGCGUCUGCCUUGCAUGCAGCCGACCCGGGUUCAAUUCCCAGCAUCCCAUAUGGUCCCCUGAGCACCACCAGGAGUAACUCCUGAGUGCAGAGCCAGGAAUAACCCCUGUGCAUCGUCGGGUGAGACCCAAAAUGCAAAAAAUGAAUAAAUGAAAUUUCUGUGAAUUUUUCAGUCCAUUGUUCAGGUAUUGUCUUUAAGCUCAUCAGAAGUAAAAGAAGUCUGUUUGAAUCCAGUUGCUUCCUGCAAACACUGGGGCUCAUGGAACUAAAUUUCAGUGUGUGCCAAGUGUAAGGGCGAGAUCUCUGUUUUAGGUUACCAUGGGAUUGAAAGGUUUGAGAAUGGGACUUGGAAAGACUUUUAACACUCAUAAAUUUUUUUCUUAACCCAACUAGUUAGAGAAGGAAAACUGUAAAACUAGAAAAAUUUCACUGACAAAGGAAGAUCAGCAAAUAUCAGCAAAACCGCGCUCAGCAGGCUCGAAACAGUUUGCGGUGACAUCCUUGUGUGAAGUGGAACUGGCUUUGGGGCUUGGCUCUCGUUCGCUCCCUGUGGCUUUCUGUUCUGCUGUGGUGGGAGCGGGCAUUGGGGAGACUGAGGCUGGGACAGGCCAGUGCUAAGAGUCCUGGCCCGUUCUGUCGCAGCCCUUGGGGCAUCCCUUGGCCUUGCGGUCGAGCCUCUGGGGGCUGAUACAUCAUGCUAUUACCUUCUGGUGACUGAAUGAAGCUCCGCGAUUGGGGAGACCAUGCAUCCUGCAGGUCCCUGAGCGCAUGGGGGUGUCCGGCCACCUGCAGUGCUACUUGGGUGGCCAGACCCCGUUUCUCCCACUGCCCCUCAGCUGGAAGGGCAGCUGCAUGCACACUGACUCGGGGACAGGUUCCACCACCACCGUUCGCCCAUUCAUCUUCUGUCGCACUAACACCCCAACUCCCCUAGUCAAUAUGUCUCUCUCCGAUGGGAAAGUUAAUAAAUUUUGCUCUAGAUUAAAAGUAUUGAUCAUUUCAUUUGUAAACGAUAAAUAAAAAGGGGGAACUUUUCAUUGCACCAGGGCUAGCGUCUGGUGUAUUUUGCCGGGGAGAUUGCGCCGGCUGUCGGCGGGUGGGCUUCUCAUAUGCAUUCCGGCUGGCCGGCUGCAUUGAUUUCCUAUUAGUCUCCCAGCACCACCCAGUAACACAUCAUUUCAGUACCUGCUAUUAAUGGUCUUUUGAUAAAUAAUCACUUGUAAGUCAAUAAAUUUUUAUUAAACAGUG